Molecule: messenger RNA, 1482 nt
Organism: Candida tropicalis MYA-3404
Lineage: Eukaryota; Fungi; Ascomycota; Pichiomycetes; Serinales; Debaryomycetaceae
Exons: 1
Coding region: 1-1482 (493 amino acids)
Biological process (GO): transcription initiation at RNA polymerase I promoter; nucleolar large rRNA transcription by RNA polymerase I
Cellular component (GO): RNA polymerase I upstream activating factor complex
Molecular function (GO): rDNA binding; RNA polymerase I general transcription initiation factor activity
Source: RefSeq, a predicted model, not a curated record
AUGACAGAACAACCAACUAAGAAAAGAAUAAAACCAAUUACAAAACCAACGAGAUCAUUCCAAGGUAAUAAGAAGUAUCUAAAUUUUUAUAAUCAAUUUGUUGAUCAAACUUUUAAACCUCAAUUUCAAUCAAGUGAUUUAACUAGUAAUUUUAUAACUAAUUCAGGUAAAACAUAUCCUUAUAAUAUUGACAAUAUAACACUAGGAGAAGAAGGAACUAAAUGGUCAUCAAUAGAAAAGGAAAUUUUUUUCAAUUUAUUGAAUAAAUAUUCAACAAUUUCAAGAAUUUUAUCAAAUAAAGAUAUUUGGUUAAUUAAUUUACCUAAUAAAUCAAUGAUUGAAAUUAUACAAUAUUUUAAAAUUUUAUCAAAUAAAUUGAAAAAAUUUAAAAAAAAUAAAAAAUUAAAAUUAAAAUUAAUUAAAUAUCUGGAAUUACCAAUAUCUUUUGAAAUUUCACCAUUUAUGUUAAAAUUUGAAUCAUUACAAAGUGAAUUGAUUUCAAUUAGAGAGAAUUAUAAAUUAUCGGAAAGAAAUGAUCCUUUAAAGAAAUUAAAUCUUGAAUUAGAUAGUGAAAGAUCUAUAAUUGAUAUUAAUACAAUAUUUAAAUCUAUUAAAAAUAUUAAUAAUAUGUCAAUUGAUUCACUUGUAUUAUUUGAAAAAUUAUCAAAAUUAAUAAUUAAAAAAAUCAUAAAUAAUGUAUUAUUAUAUACAAACUAUUCAGAUGAUGAUGAUGUUAAAAAGAAGAAGAACUCAAUAAAAGCUAAAGACAUUAGAACUGGUAUUGAAUGUUUAAAUUAUAAUCAUCCUGAUAUUUAUUUCCAUAUUAAAAAUUCAUUAAAACUACCUGAUAAAUUAAUCACAAUAUCUCCAUUUAUAGAUGAACUACAAGAGGAAGAUGAUGAAAAACCUAAACAAAAUACAAUUAAAUCAUUAAUGAACUUGCAACAAUUAAAAGAAGAUGAAAAAAUUGAAAAAGAAUAUCUGUUUUUAAGUGAAGGAGGUGAUUCUCCAUUAGAAAGAUAUUUAAAUUAUAAAGAAACUCAAGAAUUAGAAAGACAAGAUUUAGAAAAUUCACGAAUGUAUGAACGAGGAUUAAUAAUGAUGUUGAUGUCUGAUGAAUUAAGAAACGAACAAGGGUUUAAUGAAGAAGAUGAAGAAUUAGCAAAUGUGUGGAUAGAUCAAGUUAGGAAACAACAACAAGAAGAAGAACUGGGUGUGGAAAUGGAAGAAGAGGAAACUCUGGAUAUAGAGAAUAGUGAUGAUGAAGAUAUGGAAAUAGAUGAUGAGAUUAAACGAAUAACCAAUGAAGCAAUAUCAACAGAUGACCAAGAGGAACAAACAGAAGUAGUAGUAGCAGAAGAAGAAGAUUCAGAUGAACCAGUUGAAAUCCCAGUUCCAAAAAGUAAACAUGGUCAUAAAUAUUCUCAACAUUCAAUAAAUAAAAAACUAACCAAAUUUUCAUAUAAAUUUGCCAGUUAUUAA